Hansenula anomala is the source of this 2499-nucleotide messenger RNA. RefSeq lists its product as uncharacterized. Lineage: Eukaryota; Fungi; Ascomycota; Saccharomycetes; Phaffomycetales; Wickerhamomycetaceae. Bases 1 to 2499 code for a protein of 832 amino acids. The transcript has a single exon. The record is from RefSeq and is a predicted model, not a curated record.
AUGAGUUCUAGAGCAAUUGACCAAAUCAAACAAGUGCUUAACAGCCCACAGGGGCAAGAACUGCCAGAAGAAACCUUAGGUACACCAGACCUUGAUUUCAGUCCGAUGCAAUCGGUUGAUGAGCAAAAAGACUUUGAUACCCUUUCAAAUGAUGGAGAGUUGCUACUCGAAUCUCUUUGCAAAGAAAUAGUGAAACCACAAGGUGUUAUAGAGUACUACAACAUAUUCAAAGCUGAAGAAGGUAAACCAAUAAGAAUAAACAGCUACACCAUGAAAACAUUAUUUAACUGGAUAGAAAUGUUGAGAUACAAAGAAUUUGAACAUUAUAGCUAUGUCAUACCACAUUUAUACAAACUAAUUAUGGUGCUCCCAUCUUUGUUUACUGUUGAGCUGGAUCAUUCAAUCAAUCCACCUGUUCUUGAUGAUAAAACUACUAUUCCAUUUCUUAUCAACAGCACCACUCCAACUUCUCCAAUCCAAUCAAUACCAACCAAGAGAAAAAGGUCAAACUCAAGUGAUUCAACUUUAGCUCAGGAUAAUAAGUAUGUACACACAAGCUAUCAAGAUAUUCCUAAAGGGUUUUUUGACUCGAAAACAAAAGAACUGGAGGGUUACAUGAAUGAUUUGAUGAGUACGAUUCCCAAAUAUGAAAUUCUAGAUACAAUCGGUGAAUCUUUAGAUUUGAUUAGAGAAAAUUCAUGUGGUCAAGGCAUUAUAAUCCGGCCUGGUGAAACUCAUGAAUGUGAAAUUGAAAAUAUUGUCAAGAUGCAAAUAAUAGAUCCAAUCGUGGAAAUAUUUCGGUUGGUUUUGAAAUAUGCACAUUCUGAUGAUUCGAAUCCAGCUCGAACUAGACCCAUGUUAACUUCCAAAGGACGAUCUCAUUUUGAAACAUCUACAGCUUCAGAAAACAAUGAUUUAUCGAAAGGUUUUGAUAAUCAACAUGGCUUUCAACGAUAUAUCGCCAUUAGUGAAUAUGGAGCUGCACACAAUGAAGUCACUGAUAAAUCAAAAGUACCAGCUAAUACUUCAAGGCGUGCUCAAAACCACUGUGAAAAAGCUUCUUUUGUUACUGAGAUAAAGAAGCCGAGUCUGUCAGAAACUAGCUCAUGUAUGGAUCUAACAAGUGAUGGAAAGUUUUCGGACCUUAUCAGACAGUCUCUCAUGUUUUCUUGCCGGUUAAAUCUUGAUACAUCAUCCAUUAGUGAUGGUAUUUCAUUCUGGUUUUUUAUCACAGAUGAUGAGAAUGAACCUAUGGGAAACUCAGAGGAUGUUGCUUGUAAAAAGGUGUUUACCAAUCUAACAUUUAACGGGGUGGAAAAGUCAACUAAUUCACCAUUGUUCCAAAAUAACAAAUUACCUACGAGAUUAUUGGUUUCAUUAGUAUUAUAUAUGGUUGAAAUAUCAAAAGAAAUAGCCGAUCAAGACUCCCCUGAUGCAAAAGAAAAAUCACAACGAAUGAACAGAAUUAGCAAAUCAUCUGAAGAGAGAGUUAAUCAAACCUCCAGAGAAGAAAACUUCCAAACUAGACUUGCAGGCACAAGUGAUGGAAAUUCUACAAUGAAUCAAUCAGACAGUGAUCACACAAAUAAAUAUUCAACGGAACCUUCUAAUCAAGGUGAUAAAGACAUGCCUUCAUCAACACCUUAUUGUUCAGUGAAAGACCGUCACGAGUCACCAAUUACAAAUUCAACUGAAACAACUGCUAUGCAUAGUGAUAACCCCAAGUUUACUGCCAGGGUUCCUUCAAAUUUCAAGGAAUACAAAGUUAUACAAAAUGAUGAAGAUGGGUUAUGUCAAGUUAUAAGAAUUUCCAGAGAGACUUUCAACAGUAUUUUCAGCGAGCAUAGUUCGGAUUCAGCUAAUCAAAAGUUGGAGGUUGAUGUUGAUGAUGACAAUAGAUCUGAUAAUGUGAUAUUGAAGUUAUACAGUUUUGACCAUUUACUAAAUUAUUAUUUCCAGAACUUUGUAUUGUUAACACUUGAAUACCAAACUCCUGAUGAAUUUAUUGAUUGGGUAGUCAAAACUAAGUAUGAAGUGGAAGUUGAGGUGAAUCAAAACAUUCAAUCUCACAAUGAUGAACAAAUAAGAGAUCAGAACCUAGAUAAAGUCAUAAAGUGCCCCAAAAUGUGUGGGUUUGGUGCUAUGGUUGCUAGUGAGGCCAACCCUGCUUUCAAUGGAUAUUUUAUUGGUUUUGAAGAAAUUAUAAAUUUUGAUGAACACGAUAUGUUUUCGAUUGAAGAUCUUGAGGUAUUGACUGCAGAGGUGGAAAAAUUGCAUAGAAUAAACAUUGUCCAUGGGGACAUACGCUUACCAAACAUAUUGUUUGAUGAGCAGAAUAAACUAAAUCUGAUUGAUUUUAAUAGUGCUGUGUUAGUUAAGGAAUCUCCCCCUCCAGUUGAUGCUGGUGUUGAUGAAAGACAUGAUGUCAAGUACAAGGCGUAUGAGAAAGAUUACAAAAAACUUGCUGCAUUGAAAGAAAAGAUGUUAGUACGUUCAUGA